UCCACCGAACGAUGUCAACAACGAGUAGUCGAUUGCAUUUAAAAGACUGGAAACAACUUUUGACCGAUAUUCGAAAGAGUAUUACAAAUGGCACCAUAGACAAACUGUUUGAAAAUGAAGACUUUGUUUUCGACUUGUUAAAGUUGAUGUAUGAAGAUGCAGUGGACACUGCCGCUAAGACAGAGUACCUCGCCACCCUUGAACAGUUUGCUUCAGAGGCUCUCAGUGCAAGCAGUGUCGACCAAGCUGCCUCAACAUUGUUGAACAUCUUCCAGCGGUACCGGUCCCGGGACGAUUACGUCAAUGUCUGUGUCCAGCUCCUCAUCACUGUGACAACCCUGACUGUCAGCAGUGAAGCAAUUUCACGUGACGUGUGCGUGUCUGUUGUUGACGCUCUGUGGGGUGUUGCUGCCAGUGUGAAUGAUGUUGCAAGUCGCCGAUUGCGAGGUUGUGCCUGCCAGUGUCUGUAUCAGUUGGAGGAGUUUGUACCAGGUGUGUUGUGGAAGUGGAAAGACAGUGUCCUCCAGGCUGCUCGAGAAGACAGAACAGACGUUUGUCAGGACUACGUUUGUCUGCUCGCCAAAAUCCUACAUCACAUGACACAAGCUGGAACUGAACAAGAUAGCACAGAACAGAAUGUGAAACUUCAGCGUUUGAAUUCUGAUCCCCCCAUCUUGUCCCAGGAGUUACUUCCCCCUGUUUCCUUCAUUAUGGAUGUCUGUGCAAUACUGACACCUGCUGGGUUGUGGAACAUUGUCUUGUCAUUAGUGGCAACCCUACGCAAAGCUCCUCAGAUAUCACCUUCAAUAUUCAAGCCACUGAUGCUGCAUCACAUGGCUACACUCGACCCAACUGUUUUACACAUCAUUGUGUACUUGCAGAUGGAGUAUUCCACUGAAACUUUGUCUGAAUCUGAGGAAAACAAACUUUUGUCAAGACUUGUCAUAGGUGUCAAUCAUGCUGCACUGAGCCCCGCCCAUCGUCUGCUACUUCUGCAAUGGAUCAAGGGAUACUCUAAGAAGAGAGAUCAGAAGAUGACAGCCGUAUCACCUCACAUCAAGGACAAACUAUUCAGCAAGUUCUUUCCUUCAGUGUUUGACAGUCUCGACAUUCAUGCUGAAAAACUUUCUAUACUGAAUCAUUGUUUAGCUGGUAAAAAAGACUGCUGUGGUGAACUACUGAGCAGUUUACAGUACCUGCAGAAGCUGGUUCAACUCACGGGAGAGGUAAAGGCCACACUGGCAUUCUUCAAGUCUCUGUUCCGGUUUUAUCAAUUGCAGAACAAUGAGCAAAUCACACAGGCUAUAUUGAAGAUCACCCUUGAUGUGAUAGCAAAAUUUCCUCACCUCAUUCCACUUGUCAUGGACUUUCUGCAGUGUAUAAAAGAAUCCAUUCCUGAAAGGUCUGUGUACAUGGAUAUCUUAUCAUCUCUACAUACACAUGUAUUGGAGGCUUCACCAGAAACUGUUUUACAGCAAUAUGAAUACUAUCUCCAAGUGUUCAAAACAUCGGCUAAAGAGAAGGACAUCAACCAAGAAGAGACGUUGAAGUGCCUGCACCGUGUGGUGAAGUGUGUGGUGUGUUUGGAUCAGUGCAGCUGGUAUUUUGGCAGUGACGUCCUCGCAGUGUGUAGAAAUAUUCUUCUUCAUCAUUCAACUGACAGCAUAUUCUCGGUUCUAGGUGAGAUGCUGUUUGACAUGUUUCAUCAUUACAAUGACACGGACGUCCGAGACAGAGCACGAUUCUAUUACGCAUUGUUAACGGGAGCAUCCGAUAAAAAGAUACAAGAUGUGCUGAGUGCCAUGAUGCAAGGCGAAGCAGUAACAGAACAUAACUUCACAACUUUAUUACCAGGUACUCUGAGUGAGCCGGUGAAGACAGAAUUAAUUGAGACAGACCAUUCACUGUUUGUAUGGAGAAGGUUAACCCUUCAGCCCCGGAUCAGUGUCAGAGGUAUAGUGCAGGACAGUACAGAUAAACUCACACAUACAGAUUUUUUAACAAAUUAUUUCAAGAGACUGGAAUCUUUAGAGGUGGAAAUAGAAGUAAAGUAUUCCUUGAAGAUGAAUGCUGACUCUGAGUUUGAAGUUAUUCAUGCUGUGUCAAUCCACGUAGAAGCAUGUGAAAAAUACCAGCCUGUGAAAGAUAUUCACAUAGCCUGCAUGGAAAAAAAUGAUGAGAGACAAGUUUCAGUGAUAUUAAAACCCAGUGUUCCAAAGCCUGGCUGUUUUAAUAUAAGUGUUAUGUUUGCAUCAGAAACGAAAACGCACCUGACUGUUCUUCCUCAGUUGUGUCUUUCGUUUCCUGAUCUUCUCAUCCCGUUUCCAUGGCAACAGUUAAAUAUGAUGGAAGACGAUUUCAUAUCAGAAAGCUUCACCAGCUUGUGGGACUACUUCACUUGUGAUGAUCGACAGCCGAGUGAAUCUAUCCAGUCAAUAAAAAUCUUGCAGUGUCCUUUGAAAAGUAUACAGACAGUACUAAGUCCGUAUUGUGUGAAUGGAGACGUGUUGGAACAUCGCUAUGCCAUAUUUCUGCCAGGUCGGCAUCACCUACUGUUGAAGGUGAUGGAGCGAGCAGAUGAGGAGAAACUUGUGGUGAUGAUUGCUACGGACUACUGGCCAGUCCUGCCACACGUUAACUCAUACCUGGAGUCAGUACAGUGAACAGUGUGCACACAGACAGACAGCAAUACAGGACUUCCUCUAUACACAGUAUCAUAAUUUGUGAUGCCGAGGUGUAAUCACAAUCAUAGAAUUAAAGGCACAGACCAAAGCCUGUGAAAAUGGACAGUACGUUUAUAUAAUCUACACACCAGCGAAACAUUUGGAUACAGUUAUAACAGAGAGAAGAUGAAGUUUGUGAUGUUUAAACCUGAAAAUAUUGUCUAAAAAUAGAUCAGAGCCUGUCUUGAUAACCAUUACUGCUCAGACGAACGUGUUUUUAGAAUUAUGAAAAAUGCCAUUUUGGGUUAUUACAAAAACCGGGAUGACCAGAACCACUUCAGGUGUAUGACAAUGAAUAUUCUAAAUAAUAAAAUUGUGAGCCCUCUAUGUGCUAAGGCAUGAAUUCAAAGAAAUGUUCACAACAUAAGCAUCUGAACAUACAAGGAUGAACGGAUUGUGGACAAGAUGUUGGACAAUGGUAAACGUCGAUGACCUUUCAUCUCGUAACAAUUUCUAAAUUUCUAACUUUUGUGUGAAAAAGCUAAAACUGCAGUCCCCAGAUGUUAAGUCUUACUUCACAUAUUUCCUAAAUGUUCUUCUGUGGAAGCAUUUGAUCAUUGGUGAUUAUGAAAGGAACACUUUGAACAGUGUUCCUAGGAAAAUACAAGAUUAUUACUGGUAAUCACCGGUGUCAUGUUUACAUUUUGUCAAACCGCAUUCCACAAAUUUAAUAUGGUAUAUGUGCAUAUGUAAAUAUAUAUAUAUAUAUAUUGCCUGUGAUAAUACUCAAUUUGUAAAUGUUUUUUAAAAUUAUUUCUCCAAACCAAAUUGAAAUAAAAAUAUACUAAACAUU
Molecule: messenger RNA, 3516 nt
Organism: Gigantopelta aegis
Lineage: Eukaryota; Metazoa; Mollusca; Gastropoda; Neomphalida; Peltospiridae
Product: AP-5 complex subunit beta-1-like
Exons: 26
Coding region: 12-2663 (883 amino acids)
Biological process (GO): endosomal transport
Cellular component (GO): lysosomal membrane; AP-type membrane coat adaptor complex
Source: RefSeq, a predicted model, not a curated record